Molecule: messenger RNA, 3424 nt
Organism: Cebus imitator (Panamanian white-faced capuchin)
Lineage: Eukaryota; Metazoa; Chordata; Mammalia; Primates; Cebidae
Gene: BLTP3B
Product: UHRF1 binding protein 1 like
Exons: 15
Coding region: 300-3404 (1034 amino acids)
Source: RefSeq, a predicted model, not a curated record
UGUCCCCUGUGUACCCAUUCCCUGCAGCGUUCCCUGCUGGCUGUGGUGGAGAUUGGUGUGCUGUGAAUUGCAUAAUCACCCAAAUGAGUACCAGAGGAGUCUAAGAAACCCUGGCAACUGACUGCUUGCUUUCACCAGGAAUAGGGACCUUUUUCUGAAUUUCCUGCCCUCAGGGAAAGGUAUCAAGCUUUAACCUCAGAUUUACCAAAAAUUUAUCUCCUGACAAGAUAAAUCUAAGUACCCUUAAAGGAGAAGGUGAACUGAAGAAUUUGGAGUUGGAUGAAGAAGUGCUCCAGAAUAUGUUGGAUUUGCCAACAUGGCUUGCUAUCAACAAAGUUUUUUGUAAUAAAGCGUCCAUUAGGAUCCCAUGGACAAAACUGAAAACACAUCCCAUCUGUUUGUCCCUGGAUAAAGUAAUAAUGGAAAUGAGUACCUGUGAAGAACCAAGAGGCCCUAAUGGUCCAUCACCAAUUGCAACUGCUUCAGGACAAAGUGAAUAUGGCUUUGCUGAAAAAGUAGUUGAGGGAAUUACUGUUUCUGUAAAUUCUAUAGUCAUCAGAAUUGGAGCAAAAGCCUUCAAUGCAUCAUUUGAACUUUCUCAGCUUCGGAUCUAUAGUGUAAAUGCACACUGGGAACAUGGAGAUUUAAGGUUUACUCGUAUUCAGGAUCCACAAAGAGGAGAGGUUUUGACUUUUAAAGAAAUAAAUUGGCAGAUGAUAAGAAUAGAGGCAGAUGCUACCCAGAGUUCACAUCUUGAAAUUAUGUGUGCUCCUGUUCGAUUAAUAACCAACCAAUCAAAAAUCAGAGUCACACUUAAAAGAAGGUUAAAGGACUGCAAUGUCAUAGCAACAAAGUUAGUUCUAAUAUUGGAUGACUUAUUAUGGGUUUUAACUGAUUCCCAGUUGAAAGCUAUGGUACAAUAUGCAAAAUCUCUUAGUGAAGCAAUAGAAAAAUCAACAGAACAAAGAAAGAGUAUGGCUCCUGAACCUACACAGAGCUCUACAGUAGUCGCAUCUGCCCAGCAAGUGAAGACAACACAAACUUCAAAUGCUCCUGAUGUAAAUGAUGCAAUUGUGAAACUAUUCAAUGACUUUGAUGUUAAGGAAACCUCCCAUCAUUUAGUAAUUUCUCAUCUAGAUCUACAUAUAUGUGAUGACAUUCAUGCUAAAGAAAAAGAGUCAAACAGACGUAUUACUGGAGGGGCAAUGCAACUUUCUUUUACGCAGCUAACUAUAGAUUAUUAUCCUUACCAUAAAGCAGGAGAUAGCUGUAGUCAUUGGAUGUAUUUUAGUGAUGCAACCAAAACAAAAAAUGGAUGGGCCAACGAGCUAUUGCAUGAAUUUGAGUGCAAUGUUGAAAUGCUUAAACAGGCUGUGAAGGAUCAUAAUGUAGGUUCACCUCCUAAAUCCCCAACACAUGCCUCUCCCCAGCACACACAAACAGAGAAGGACUACACUCUGAAAGGGACAUGCAGAACACCUUCAGUAUUAUGUCAACAGUCAAAAGCUAAGCUAAUGUCUAGUUCUGUUGUGGUUAGACUUGCAGAUUUCAAUAUCUACCAGGUCUCUACAGCAGAACAAUGUCGUUCUUCCCCCAAAAGUAUGAUUUGCUGCAAUAAAAAAUCCCUAUAUCUUCCACAAGAAAUGUCAGCUGUCUAUAUAGAAUUCACAGAAUAUUACUAUCCAGAUGGAAAGGAUUUUCCAAUUCCAUCUCCUAACCUCUAUAGCCAGCUGAAUGCAUUACAGUUUACUGUGGAUGAAAGAAGCAUUCUAUGGUUGAAUCAAUUUCUGCUGGAUUUAAAACAGAGUCUUAAUCAGUUCAUGGCUGUGUACAAGUUGAAUGACAAUUCAAAAUCCGAUGAGCAUGUUGAUGUUCGAGUUGAUGGCUUAAUGCUAAAGUUUGUCAUUCCUUCUGAAAUGAAAUCUGAAUGUCAUCAAGAUCAGCCACGUGCAAUUUCUAUUCAGAGUUCUGAAAUGAUUGCCACAAAUACAAGGCACUGUCCAAACUGUCGACAUUCUGACCUAGAAGCUUUGUUUCAAGACUUUAAAGAUUGUGAUUUUUUUAGUAAAACAUAUACCAGCUUCCCCAAAUCUCGUGACAAUUUUAAUCUUUUACAUCCAAUUUUCCAGAGACAUGCUCAUGAACAAGAUACAAAAAUGCAUGAAGUUUAUAAAGGAAAUAUUACUCCCCAAUUGAAUAAAAACACUCUUAAAACUUCUGCUGCCAUGGAUGUUUGGGCUGUGUACUUUUCUCAAUUUUGGAUAGAUUAUGAAGGGAUGAAAAGUGGAAAAGGACGGCCAAUAAGUUUUGUAGACUCAUUCCCUCUUUCCAUUUGGAUUUGUCAACCAACAAGAUAUGCAGAGUCACAAAAAGAGCCACAGACUUGUAGUCAAGUAUCUCUAAAUACAUCACAAAGUGAAUCUAGUGAUCUGGCUGGCCGAUUGAAGCGGAAGAAGCUCUUGAAGGAGUAUUAUAGUACAGAGUCUGAGCCCUUGACAAAUGGUGGUCAGAAACCUUCAUCAGAUACAUUUUUCAGAUUUUCCUCUUCCUCAUCAGAGGCAGAUAUUCAUGUCCUAGUUCAUGUUCAUAAACAUGUCAGUAUGCAGAUUAAUCACUACCAGUAUCUGCUACUAAUUUUCCUGCAUGAGUCACUUAUCCUGCUUUCAGAGAACUUAAGGAAAGAUGUAGAAGCUGUGACUGGCAGUCCUGCUAGUCAGACAUCCAUUUGUAUUGGAAUUUUACUUAGAAGUGCAGAACUGGCUCUUUUGCUCCAUCCAGUGGAUCAAGCAAAUACUCUUAAGUCUCCUGUUUCUGAAAGUGUGAGCCCAGUGGUUCCUGAUUAUUUGUCUACAGAAAAUGGGGAUUUUUUGUCUUCAAAACCAAAACAAAUUAGUAGGGAUGUAAAUAGAAUUAGAAGUAUAACUGUUAAUCAUAUGUCGGACAACAGAUCUAUGAGUGUUGACCUUAGCCAUGUCCCUUUAAAGGAUCCUUUGCUUUUUAAAUCAGCUAGUGAUACAAAUCUGCAAAAAGGCAUUUCUUUUAUGGACUAUUUAUCAGAUAAACAUUUAGGGAAAAUAAGUGAAGAUGAAAGUAGUGGACUUGUUUACAAAAGUGGCUCAGGAGAAAUGGGAUCAGAAAUAAGUGACAAAAAGGAUUCAUUUUAUACAGAUUCAAGUAGUAUUUUAAACUACAGAGAAGAUUCGAAUAUGCUGUCAUUUGAUAGUGAUGGUAAUCAAAACAUACUUUCAAAUAGUUUAACUAGUAAAGGAAAUGAAACCAUACAGUCGAUCUUUAAAGCUGAAGAUUUGCUUCCAGAAGCAGCUUCACUCUCUGAAAACCUAGAAAUCAGUAAAGAAGAGACCCCUGCAGUUAGAACACUUAAAUCACAGUCAUCUUUAAGGUAACAACAUUUUAUUGGCCUUUU